This is a messenger RNA of Lolium rigidum, 333 nucleotides long. RefSeq names its product nuclear transcription factor Y subunit C-3-like. Gene Ontology annotation, molecular function: protein heterodimerization activity; DNA-binding transcription activator activity, RNA polymerase II-specific. The transcript has a single exon. The record is from RefSeq and is a predicted model, not a curated record. Gene Ontology annotation, biological process: regulation of DNA-templated transcription. Gene Ontology annotation, cellular component: nucleus. NCBI's taxonomy places the organism in Eukaryota, Viridiplantae, Streptophyta, Magnoliopsida, Poales, Poaceae. The coding region runs from base 1 to 333 and encodes 110 amino acids.
AUGAGGCUAGCGAGGCCGUACUCGGGGGUGUUCCGGGGCGGGGCGACGGCGCGGACGGGGCCGCACGCGAUGCCGCUGGCGCGGAUCAAGAAGAUCAUGAAGCGGUCGGCGGGGGACGGCAGCGGCGCGGACGGCGCCGGGGCGAGGAUGAUCUCGGUCGAGGCGCCCGUGGUGUUCUCCAGGGCCUGCGAGCUCCUCGUUGCCGAGCUCACCCGCGCCGCAUGGGCCGCCACGCUCGACGGCAAGCGCCGGACCAUGCACCGGGAGGACGUCGCCCAAGCCGUCCGAGACACCGAUCUCUUCGACUUCCUCGUCGACGUUGUCAAGGACUGA